Prorocentrum cordatum is the source of this 510-nucleotide messenger RNA. NCBI's taxonomy places the organism in Eukaryota, Dinophyceae, Prorocentrales, Prorocentraceae. The record is from the annotation of a GenBank genome assembly.
GCGAGCACCGAGGACGGGGUGCGGCCCCUCAUCUUCCAGGACGUGGACGGCGUCUUGAACCGGAGUCCCACGGGAGCUCCCAUCGACGCGGAGCUGCUGGGGAACCUCGCGGACUUGGCGCGGAGGACGGACGCCAACAUCGUCAUCUCCUCGGCGUGGCGGAAGUCCCCGCCCGCCCUGCGCGAGCUGCUGGGCAGCCUCCGCCGCGACGCGGGUGUGCCGACGAGCAGGCUCCUGGGCGCCACGCCGUCGCUGUGCCCGGGCGUCGAGUGCAGGGCGGCGGAGAUCUCGAGCUGGCUGCGCGCGCACCCGCGGCAGGCAGCCGGCGCGCGCUGGGUGGCCAUCGACGACCGGGACCUCGGGCGCCAGGACCCCGACCUGCUGCGGGGCCACUUCGUGCGCACGGACGGGCGCGUGGGCCUCACGCGCGAGCGGGCGCUGGCGGCGGAGCGGCUGCUCCUGCCCGCGGGCGCCGCCGCCCGGGCCGCGGGCACGCGGCGCUUCCUCUGA